This is a messenger RNA of Gregarina niphandrodes, 966 nucleotides long. RefSeq names its product putative transmembrane protein. The coding region runs from base 1 to 966 and encodes 321 amino acids. Lineage: Eukaryota; Apicomplexa; Conoidasida; Eugregarinorida; Gregarinidae. The record is from RefSeq and is a predicted model, not a curated record. The transcript has a single exon.
AUGAAGGCUGCCGUAGCUGUGAAUGCGAGCAAGAUAGGGGAGUUGUUAGCGGCUUUGCUAACGGAGAAGCUGAUCCAGCCGGACCUUGAUGAAAACACACGUGCGCGAUUUGUGAUGAUUGGUGUAGAAGGAGAAGAUUACACUCUGGCUCUUGUAUUAGCUCCUGAGGCCGACAUUGAGAGGUUGGAUGCUCAGGUAUGGGAUGGUGAUCCGUCUGACGAUGUGAGCUUGGUGAAUGACGGGUCGGGAAGGUUCGACUUUUGCAAAGAUUCAAUGAGACUUCGAGUGUUCAAAAACCCCGUUGCGCCUGCUCCUUACACCCAUUCUGUGGUAUGCAAUCAGCUCAAGGAUUUCUUGAAGACCAUGGAGCCGACAGCGGACCAGGAGCAGACUGCGGAGCAGACUGUGGAUGAUGGGGAGUCCUGCAGGGUUCUGAUGCAGCCGACACUUCAACACGUGUUUAGUCAGCAGACGACCCACAUUUGGCUCGAUGUGUUCGGUAGAACAGAAGGCGAAUUGGUUCCCCAGGAUACGGGUGACGAUAAGUUAUAUAUAAUCGCGUCUAUAAAGCCGGCAUUGGGCUGGCUCUUCUCGUUGCUGCGGGACCUGCCGAUUGACUGGAUGGGUGCAGUGCAUAGGUCGUCUAUCGACUACGAUCCGCUAAGCAUCGAAAACCCGCCCGACUGGUUGGUUGCGAUGCAAAGGUCGGUAGUCGAUAUCGACCAACUAAGCACCCAAGACGGCUGCGUGCCUUGGAUCACCGAUAGCGACAGUGACUCCCAAUACACGGUCUGGCGGCACCCAGCGGCCGGUACACGUACCUUUUGGACGACGGUGAUAGUUUCGCUCGGCGUCGUCGUACUAUGGGUUCCGCUGUAUCACUACGGAAUAGACUCCACUUUCGCCUCACUCCGCAGGCUGACCGGACAGCCAUCAUCAUCAUCAUCAUCAUCAUCAUCAUCAUGA